This is a messenger RNA of Neomonachus schauinslandi (Hawaiian monk seal), 3625 nucleotides long. It is a transcript of the gene FAAH, whose product is annotated as fatty acid amide hydrolase. The transcript has 15 exons. Bases 41 to 1780 code for a protein of 579 amino acids. The record is from RefSeq and is a predicted model, not a curated record. Gene Ontology annotation, molecular function: fatty acid amide hydrolase activity; amidase activity. NCBI's taxonomy places the organism in Eukaryota, Metazoa, Chordata, Mammalia, Carnivora, Phocidae. Gene Ontology annotation, biological process: fatty acid catabolic process.
CGCAUCUGUCGCUCUUGGCAUCGGUCGGAGGCGGGAGAUCAUGGUGCUGGACGAACUGUGGGCCGCGCUGUCUGGCGCCUCUGGGGCUGCCCUGGCCUGCUGCUUCGUCGCGGCGGCCGUGGCCCUGCGCUGGUCAAGUCACCGGCCGGCGCGGGGCGCGGUGGCCCGGGCGCGACAGAGGCAGCAGGCGGCCCUGGAGACCAUGGACAAGGCGGCGCAGCGCUUCCGCCUCCAGAACCCUGACCUGGACUCAGAGGCACUGCUGGCCCUGCCCCUGACUCAGCUGGUGCAGAAGUUACACAGUGGGGAGCUGUCCCCUGAGGCGGCACUCUUCACCUACACCGGAAAGGCCUGGGAAGUAAACAAAGGGACCAACUGUGUGACCACCUACCUGGCAGACUGUGAGACUCAGCUGUCCCAGGCCCCACGGCGGGGCCUGCUCUAUGGCGUCCCUGUGAGCCUCAAGGAGUGCUUCAGCUACAAGGGCCAGGACUCCACGCUGGGCUUGAGCGUGAACGAGAGCGCGCCUGCAGACUGUGACAGCGUGGUCGUGCGGGUGCUGAAGCAGCAGGGCGCUGUGCCCUUCGUGCACACCAACAUCCCUCAGUCCAUGUUCAGCUAUGACUGCAGUAACCCCCUCUUUGGCCAGACCUUGAAUCCGUGGAAGUCCUCCAAAACCCCAGGGGGCUCCUCCGGGGGUGAAGGAGCCCUCAUUGGGGCUGGAGGCUCCCCCCUGGGCUUAGGCACUGACAUUGGAGGCAGCAUCCGCUUUCCCUCGGCCUUCUGUGGCAUCUGUGGCCUCAAGCCCACAUCAAACCGCAUCAGCAAGAGUGGCCUGAAGGGCUGUGUCUAUGGACAGGUAGCAGUGCAGCUCUCAGUUGGCCCCAUGGCCCGGGACGUGGAAAGCCUAGCACUGUGCCUGCGAGCACUGCUGUGUGAGGACAUGUUCCGCUUGGACCCCACCGUGCCCCCGCUGCCCUUCAGGGAGGAGGUCUACACAAGCUCUCGGCCUCUGCGUGUGGGGUAUUAUGAGACUGACAAGUAUACCAUGCCCACCCCGGCCAUGAAGCGGGCAGUGCUGGAGACGAAGCAGAGCCUUGAGGCUGCUGGCCACACGCUGGUUCCCUUCCUGCCAAGCAACAUACCCCGUGCUCUGGAGACCCUGUCAACCGGUGGGCUGUUCAGUGAUGGAGGCCACAGCUUCCUGCAGAACUUCAAAGGUGAUUUCGUGGACCCCUGCUUGGGGGACCUGAUCUCCAUUCUGAAGAUGCCAAGGUGGUUGAAAGGACUGCUGGCUUUCGUGCUGAAGCCUCUGCUCCCAAGGGUGGCAGCUUUUCUUAACAGCAUGAAGCCCCGGUCGGCUGGCAAGCUCUGGGAACUGCAGCACGAGAUCGAGGUGUACCGCAACUCCGUGAUUGCCCAGUGGAGGGCGCUGGACCUGGACGUGCUGCUCACCCCCAUGUUGGGCCCUGCUCUGGACCUGAAUGCCCCAGGCAAGGCCACAGGGGCCGUCAGCUACACUCUGCUCUACAACUGCCUGGACUUCCCCGCGGGGGUGGUGCCUGUCACCUCGGUGACCGCAGAGGAUGAGGCCCGGAUGGAGCAGUACAGGGGCUACUUUGGGGAUAUCUGGGACAAGGCGCUACAGAAGGCCACGAAGAAGAGCGUGGGGCUGCCCGUGGCCGUGCAGUGCGUGGCUCUGCCGUGGCAGGAAGAGUUGUGUCUGCGGUUCAUGCGGGAGGUGGAGCAACUGAUGAGCCCCGAGAAGCGGCCAUCCUGACUGCUGCCUGCCUGCCGCCUGGCUCCGGAGGGCCCCAGACCGUCUCGAUCUGCACCCAGCCUCGUGCGGGCGUAGCGGCCGCCCUGGGAGGAAAUGUUUGGCCGGGGGCAGAGACCUCCAUGUCCCCCUCCCCCGAUCCCCUACAAGAAGCACAGACCCCCUGAGUCUGGACCUUGCUCCCCAUCCUGGUCCCCUCCCUCUGCCCUGACACACACCCCCCCUCCCAUGUGGCAGCCAGUGGGUAAGAUAUGGGCAGAGGCCCAUUAACGGUCAAGAAAUGUUUCUAGUCUGUGUAUUUUCUGGCUGGCAUUGUUAGGGCACUGGGGGUUGAGCCCUACUCCGGCCUUGGCAGUCUCCUGGUUCCCAACCCCCACAGGAGCCUUGCAGCCCCAGCACCCCCCUUCCCCGCUCCCCCUGCUUAGACUAAGACCUUCUUUGCUAGGCAUUGCCCUUCUCUUCUUUCUUUGCUCCUUUCCCUCUGCCGAGGACGCCCUUUCUGCUCCUCUGCCAUUAAAUCCUUUGAGGCCCUCCUCAGAUCCCUCUUUCUCGAGAAGGCCUUCCCUCCUUCCUCUGAGCCCUGGAAUAGGUGGGCUCUUUCUUUCCAGUCUGUCCUGUGUGGUGGGCAUCUGUGGGAGGGUUUGCCUUUCUCAGGACACUGGCUCUCCUUGACUGCAGGGACCCUAAUGCUGUAUCUUUGUCCUUAGUGGCCUGCACAGGGCUAGGCGCAGGGCAGCCGGGAGUCUGGAGUGCUGGCCAUGAGGUGGUGCUGUUGGGGGCGAGGGGGCCCUGGGCCUCAGGAAGGGAGCAUGAGACAAGGCGAUCUGGUAGAGAGCACUCACAGGGCCGGCCAAUGACUGGUUUGUUCUAGGAAGGCUUCCUGAAGGAGGAGGACCUGGGUUGAGUGUGGAAGGUUCCCAGAAGCUGAGAUGGGAGUAAGGACAUCCCAGGGAGAAGGAGCCAUACAUCCAGACACCAUGAUGAGUUCAGUAGACAGAGGUGUUGAAUGGGCAAAGGAGAAGCAGCAGAGAUGUAGGUGGAGGCCAAAUCAAGGUGGACUUUGGGCGUCAGUUCAGGAAUUUGAAUCCUGUCUCAGGGCAAUGGGGAGGUGUUAAAGGAUCACACAGAUGCAGCGAAGAGAGUAGACUGGGUAGAACAGAGCCUGGAGAGGGACAAGGAGGCUGCUCCAUGAUCCUAGUCUGGGGAAGGGGGCCUGGGGCCUGAGCUAGGGCCAUGGCCCAGGGGUAGGGAGAGAGGUGGUUUGGGAAUUGACAGUUGGGAUGGAAGUGAGCAGUCUCUGCUCAGAGUCUCACCUUUGCCCCAUCUGCCAACCUCCCUCUUACACGACUGUGUUGCCUGUGACUAAUCUGGGGGCUUCUUGGUCCCCUUAAGCAAAGUUUACUCUCCCCUGGCCCCAGCCCUAGCUCCCCUGUUUAUCGUAGAGGACGUUUCUGACCCUCGGGUCGGGCACACCCCUGGUUCUACCUGGCUCUCUUCAAAUUCUUUUCAGGGCAGGCUGCCUUCCCAAGGCUUCCUUCUCCUUCCUGACUUUCCUACUCCUUCAGAGGGGCAUUUCCUUCCGGGUUACAUGCCCAGUGGUCCCUGCACUGUCUGACAGUGGUGUCCCUGCCUCAGUGGGACCGGUUUCAGGGUAGACGCGAAGGGCUGAUCAGAGGGCCUAACUUAACACAGACACCUAGAUCGGCUGGCCAGGUCGUUGAACUUUGCCCAGAUUCCUUGUAACUACUGUGUCAUUUUGCCUCAUAUCAUUCCAUAGAAUCAUCUGUACUCGCUCCACCCCCCAGCUUCUUACUCCUGCCCUGUUUCUCUCUUUGGUUACUGAUAGCC